Prinia subflava (tawny-flanked prinia) is the source of this 1759-nucleotide messenger RNA. RefSeq names its product platelet endothelial aggregation receptor 1-like. The coding region runs from base 255 to 1436 and encodes 393 amino acids. Lineage: Eukaryota; Metazoa; Chordata; Aves; Passeriformes; Cisticolidae. The transcript is spliced from 7 exons. The record is from RefSeq and is a predicted model, not a curated record.
UUUGCUUUAGGCUGUGCAGUUUGUGAGGAGCCAAACCCACACUGAUCCCACAUGAACCGAGGAUCCCUUGGGGGAAAAGGAGGAUUUGUGGACUUGCAAAAGGAGCAAAUUGUAGAAUCACAAAUCAGCAUUUCCCUGGCCUGGUUCCACAUGAACAUUGCCCGGCUCGGGCAGAGAACAGCUCUGCUCUGUGACCUGCGGGGCUCAAAUAACUCCCAUAAAUAUUUCACACCAAUCUUUUAACUCUCCCUCACAUGAAAUAUUCAGCAGCAGAGGAAAAGUCUCCUCGUGCCUCUGUUGCUCACCCAUUUUUGGCAGUUCCAGCUGCUCAGGGCAAUAAAUCCAUGGCUCUUUUAUUCUUGUUUUUCUCUCUUUUUCCAGCCUUUCCUGGUGUCAGCACGGGGAAAAUACAACUUCAAAAUAACGAGGAAUGCCAAGGUGGGAUUCACUGCAAAAAAAGAGAGCAGAGCCUGCCAGCCUGCCCAGCAGGUUUUUUCUGCCCCGGAGGGAACAGCAGCGUGGUGCCCGUGCCGUGCCCGCCGGGGACGUUCCGCGCCGAAGGGGCGGCGCUGCCCUCGCACCGCUGCCUGCCCUGCCCCGUGGACUUCUCCAACCCCAGGCCUGGCCAAAAAUUCUGUUUUCCCUGUGGCUCCGAGGCGGUGCAGCCUGCAGAGGGGCAGAGAACCUGCGUGUGCCUGGGGAAAGGGCAGGUGUUCCAGCCUCGGGACGGGCUCUGCGCCUGCCCCCCGGGUUUCAGGAGGGCUGGCAGGGAUGGGAAGCUCUGUGCCAGGCUGAGCUACCCCGUGUGCCACCCCCCAGCCUCCCGCAACCAGGACGGGCAGUGCCUGAGCAGCGCGGGAUGGGCUCGGUACUGCUCCCACAAGGUCUGCGCUGUCCCCGAGGAUUUCCGGGGCUAUGACAAAGCCCUUGGCCUCUGCAUUUGUCACUCUGCCAGCCUGGAGGAGAUUUGCAACUCCCAGUGCAGAAUGCAACAAAACCUCCCCCUGCAUCUCUCCUGUGCAGGGGGAAAAGCUCAGCUGGUCAUCACCCACACCAAUGGCAGCAAGACUGCUGUUCUGUUAGAAGGCUCAAGGAAAGUUCUACCAAAUCCAAAUUUCUCCUUGGAAGACGCCUGUGCUGCAGGACAGCAAACGCACCCCGUGCACGUCGUGGAGAUGGGCGAGAAAGGAUUUUUAGGGGUUUAUAAUCCUGACCCUCAGCGAAUCCACGACCUCCUCAUGCUGGACGAGGCUCCCUCACUCCAUAAAACUCCAGAUCCCGGGGAGCGCAGGGAGCAAAUCCCGACCCCCCCAAAUUCCACAUCCAAAUCCAAAUCCCAAUUUUUGGGCAUCCUCAACCCCACCGUGUGCAUCGGCCCCAGCGAGACCCUGCUGUUCCUCCUGUCCAGGGAGCAUUUCCCGCUUUAUGACGUGUGAGUAAAACCAGACAAUUCCAAUUUAGUUUAAUUUCUUAUUUUAUAAAAAACUCAGCCAAGGCAAUUUUACCUCAGCACAGAGAAAUUCUUCACUUUUUCCCAACCUGGAUUGAAAGGAAACGCGAGUGGGAACAGCAAAAUUCGAAUUAUUUGGCCAAAAUUCAGUGUAUUUUUCACAGAGAGGGCUGUGCACUGUAGGAAACAGCGUUUAAAUCAGUAAGAAAUUAAAUAUUUAUUCAUUAAAAUAGGCAAAAUCCAAUCUGUACUUCCAGCUCCUGAUCCCUGGCCGGGCUGUUCCUGACCUAGGAGGGCUCCCAGGGAUUA